Molecule: messenger RNA, 792 nt
Organism: Phytophthora infestans T30-4
Lineage: Eukaryota; Oomycota; Peronosporomycetes; Peronosporales; Peronosporaceae
Exons: 1
Coding region: 1-792 (263 amino acids)
Source: RefSeq, a predicted model, not a curated record
AUGGAGCGAGCUCUCGGGGAGCCGGCGCUCGUGCUGUGCGGCGUCUGCAUGGACAGCGAAGAGCACGAAGAGAGAUGGAUGCCGCUUCGUAGUGGAGACGACCAGGCGCUGCUGGUACGCGACGUGUGUGUUCGCCCGCACUGCCCGCGGCUGCAGGUGCGCGGUCACUUGUGUGUCAAUCACAUUCUGGAGCUUGAACUCGCGUGGCAGGGCAACUACAGCGUGCGUGCUUGCCAUGGUUGCCGUGUGAGCGCACUGCAGAUCUAUAGCGACAAGAUUGAUGUAUGGUUCAUACUGGCCGCCAGCGAGCAUACAACCGUCGCACAUGGUGUAGAGCGCCGUGUCAAGACGCCGUUAUCGGGUGCUUUGGCCAUUUCGAACACGCCUGUACGUGCCGCGGCGGCUGGGAAGAGGCCGAUUGGGAAGCGGCAAAGCCUCCGACGCAAGUCCAGCCGAUUCAUUAAGCAGCAUGUGCAGAAAGAGCAAAUGAUCGCGCUCGAAUGGAGCUUGGGCAACCUGCCGCUGGAAAAGAGCAAGCAUCUUUGGAAAGAUAACCGCAAACGUGUGGAGAUGGAGAAGGAUCCAGAGGCCUACUACGCGGCUGCUAAGCCACCGGUCAAGGAAGCGCCCGACGUGAACGCCCUACCGGAGCCCCUGGAUACUUUCUGUGCCGCACUGGGAUGUCAACGUUUUGCCAAGACUGACAACCGAUGUCGCUUCCACUCGUCCAAGCCGCUCGUGUUUAUCAAAUCCGUGGCCAAGGCCAACGAGGCCAGUGCUUCGGCGAAGUGA